This is a messenger RNA of Podarcis muralis (Common wall lizard), 6757 nucleotides long. RefSeq names its product zDHHC palmitoyltransferase 2 (gene ZDHHC2). Lineage: Eukaryota; Metazoa; Chordata; Lepidosauria; Squamata; Lacertidae. The record is from RefSeq and is a predicted model, not a curated record. Gene Ontology annotation, molecular function: palmitoyltransferase activity.
CGCCUCACGCCGCUCCGCCCGGAGAGGGCGGCACAACGGGCGGCCGGGCGGCCGGGCGGGAACGGGGGGGAAGAAAGCCCUGGGACCGCGCAGGCGUCGCCUCCGUCGCCGCCUCCGCCGGCGGGGAUGUACGUCGAGGGCCCCGGGCUCCCCCGACGGACCACCGAGCAGCUGAAGAGGCCGAGCGCUGAGCGGGCGGGAGAAUGGGGUGCGGGAAGAUGGCGGCGCCGGCAGGGCCGGCGGCUUCGUCGAGCAUCUCGCUGUCCCGCAGCAGCAGCAGCAGCCGCUCUCGAGCGGGAGGCGUGAGGAGAAGCUGCCAGUGGCUCAUUUACUGGGUGCCGGUUCUCUUCAUCGGGAGCAUCGUCGCCUGGUCCUACUACGCGUACGUCGGCCAGCUCUGCUUGAUAACCAUGACAAAUAUUGGAGAAAAAGUGGUGUGCCUGCUUGCCUACCAUCUAUUUUUCGCGAUGUUUGUGUGGUCUUACUGGAAAACAAUCUUUACAUCACCAAUGAAUCCUUCCAAAGAAUACCACCUGACCUAUGCAGAUAAGGAACUGUUAGACAGAGAAACUAGAAGUGAAAUCCUUCAGGAAGUGCUGAGGAGAGCAGCCAAGGACCUCCCCGUCUACACAAGAACUAUGUCUGGAGCAAUCAGAUACUGUGACAGAUGCCAACUUGUAAAACCAGACCGUUGUCAUCACUGCUCUGUUUGUGAUAAAUGUAUUUUGAAAAUGGAUCAUCAUUGCCCUUGGGUGAACAACUGUGUUGGAUUUUCCAAUUACAAAUUUUUCCUUCUUUUCUUGGCAUAUUCUCUGUUAUACUGCCUUUUCAUUGUUGCAACCGAUUUACAGUAUUUUAUUAAAUUCUGGACAAAUGGUCUUCCUGAUACUCAAGCCAAGUUCCAUAUUAUGUUUUUAUUCUUUGCCGCAGCCAUGUUUUCUGUCAGCUUAUCAUCUCUCUUUGGAUAUCACUGUUGGUUAGUGACCAAAAAUAAAUCAACAUUAGAGGCAUUCAGAGCACCUGUUUUUCGACAUGGAACAGAUAAGAAUGGAUUUAGCUUGGGAUUUGACAAAAACCUAAGACAAGUCUUUGGGGAUGAGAAAAAAUAUUGGUUGUUGCCAGUGUUUUCCAGCCUAGGUGAUGGAUGCUCCUUUCCUACCUGCCUUGUUAACCAAGAUCCUGAGCAGGCUUCUACUCCUUCUGGACAUAGUUCUUCAAACAAAAAUGAGAAUAGUCAUCAUUUUCCUGCUAAACCAUUACGCGACUCCCAAAGUCAUCUCCUUACUGACUCUCAGUCUUGGACAGAAACCAGCGCAAGUAUUGAAAAUAACAAAUCAGGUAUGACCAAUCCUGCACUAACGGUGGAAAAUGAAACCUAGUCAUGCAAGUACAAGAGAGAAAUUCUGGAUCUUUAAAAUUAAGAAUUGUUGAUGAGAGGAUGAGGGAUUCCUCGACAACAUCAGCAUCCAUUGACCAGCUGUUCCAGUCCACUGCAGCGUGGAUGUGCCAGAAGAUAUUUCAAGAUCUAAUUAACUGUCUCUGUAUCAUCACUUGAAAUAUAAGACCCGUUACCAUCUCUUACAUGUAUGAAAAGAAUGUUUUGGGUAACACAAAUUAUUGUUAAAAUUCAAAAAGAAUGUCUUGAAGAUUACACAUUGGGAAAGCAGGUAGUCUUUCCUUAAGACGUACAGGACAACACCUAGUCCUUUUUAAGGGACUAGGUUAAAAGGGGGAUUUUUGCAUUGGCAUUGAUAGCUCAGGUGAGUGUAAGCUAUUUUCAUAUAACCUGAACCUGUUCUUAUGGCAAUUCUUGAAUCUUUUAAGUUUUGCCUCUUGUUUCCACGUACAAGUUAUCUUUAACCAUGCGAAUAUAUUCUCAACUUUUAUCAAUUGAUUUGGGGAGCUUAGUAGACUAGAAUAAUUGGACUAUAUUUUGAAUCUUACAUUCAGCUGAGUUAGUCAUACUUUUAAAUUUAAACUAACCUCAGUUAGAUAGGUUGGAUAAGUUUUAGGAAAGGUUUUGUUUGAUGCCAAUAUAAUAGCCCCCCCCUCCCCACUUUAUACAUGACUCACCUACUUCUAGCUAGGCUACAAUUUCUCUUAAAUCAUACAGGGGGAGCAGAAGACAAACUCCAUCCUCAAUUUACAUGCAUGUAAAACAUGAUUGGAGCAAAGUUUAGUGAGACUAUAAAUGUGUGAUUGUUUACUAUUCAGUUAUUCAACCUUAUUAGGAGUGUUUGAUAUUAAUAUUCCUUGAGACUGCUAGGCUUCAAAAGCUUAACCUAAAUUUCGUGCCUUUAAGAGGCUCCAUUUUAACUAUAUGAAUCUUUUCUCAGUUUGAUUUAGCAUCCUUAAAUUGCUGCAUUCCUCCUCAUUACCCUGAUGAUGUACAUAAAAGAUGUAUAUUAUCAUGUAGAACAUACUAAAAUUAAUUACUGUGAUGACUACACUCUGGAUUAUGAAGCCAAGUGGGCUUGCAGAGACCCUUUUUAUUUUAAAUGAAACUAACAGUUGUUUAGGCUUUUGUAGGAUUUGUCAGACAUUUCUGAAGCCAAGAAAACUGAAGUUUCAUAAUACGUUUUUUAUCAGUGCCUUUGCAUGCACGGUAUCUCAGAUGAAAUUAUAUACGUUUAAUGGAUCACAUAAAAUACAUUGUGCUGUUUACAUAAAAUAGGUGGUAAUAUUUAAUUCCAAGAUGGUUUGUAGAAGUUGGUAAUAUUAUGAGCAGAGGAAAUUAUACGUAACUCACAAGGGUGCAUUUGUGAAACAAAUUGCCACUUUAAAAUCAGUUGGGUAGUCAGAUUUUUAAAUUAUUAUAGACACAGUAGGAUGCAUAUCUGGCUCCGUGACUUACCCUACAGCUGCAGUUGCACCAAGUAAAAAAAAAUUUCAAAAUCAGGAGGACCAUUAGAGCCCAGUUCCUGAGUGAAUCACUGUUAGUGUUUUUAUGAAACAUCAGGAACAUUAUUUCCUAUUCUGCAGGCAACAAAGAAGACUUUGAGGAUUACGUCAAAAUUAUUCACCCAUGUAAAUAAGGUUCUAUUAAAGUAAAAUGGUAUGAUGUCUCUGACAUCAUCACCAUUAUAACUGGAAAUCCCCCCCCCCCAAAUCCCUACCUACAUUUUAAUCCAAAUGAGUCAUUACAGGUUCAAUCACCAGAAGUGCCAGAAUAUGACCCUGGGAUAUUUGAGAUCAUUGUGAUCUGCAUUACAUAGUUUUACACAGUAUGUGCAGACAUGUUUUGCAGCCAAUAGUUUCUAUAGCAUAAUGUUGUAUUUACUUAGUAUUCAAUGUUGGAAGUGGUCAUGAGAAUCACAGGGACCGAAUGGGAAAGACUGGUACUUUCAUUGCUUCAUCAUAAUGCACAUUGUGAUGUGUAUUCUGGUUAUGCAGGGCUGCCUUUGAUACUUUACCAGCAUUCAUUAAAAUGUGUAUAAAAUGAAGGGGAAAGCUGAAAUUCAGUUUUCAUGGGACACAUUUAUUACAGAUAAAAUCUAUCUUAUAGUAUUUUUCAGUAAAAUUCAGACUAUCAGAGCACGUUUUAAAUAUGGCUCACAUUGCUGCAUCAUGGAAAGGAAGACUGAUGACUGUGUCCGAUUCCAGUAUUUAAACAUACCUCCUGGGAAAGUGGGGUUCAUGCAAAAGAUUGAGCCAGCCUAUGAUGGGUGUAAGUACAUUAUCAUGAUGCACUUUUUCCAGCUAAUUCAGAUGUCACACAUAAUUAUUAAGGUAGGAAUGGCUGUUAUACAUCCUGACCGUAUUUUCUUGAAUGUAAAUAUCAGUGCUAUCUGUGAACGAUGGGGCUUCACAAUAAAAGCGUGUGGGAUUAGGGAGUGAGCAAAUAGCAGAAGUGGGUGUCACACAUAGUAAGUGGUGAUGUAGGUAUGGCUACUGCAGAAUUUUAGAGGAGCUCUAUGACUUCCUGUUUCUGGAAAUGCAAAUUUCUAAUUCCUUCAUAAAUUAUAGUACGGGAGAAAGGAAUCUUUUCUCACUCCACCUCCACCUGCAUGGCUAAAACACUGAUUAACUGAAAACUAGGACUCUCACUUUAAUUAAAGACAUUUUGGUCAAUUGUGUGGGUUUUGGCUGACUGGUCAAUUUAAUCUGCUGAUUAAAUUUGCAUAAACUUUUACACAGGUAAAAACAAUAAUUUUGAAGGAACAAAUAUACUUUUGUUUUUAGAUGAACUAUUCACUCCAAUGUAUAAUGGAAGGGAAAUGCCUCUUAAGAAGCUGCUUGCUGUCUUAAGUUUGUAGAAGUAAUUAUGUUUUCAAAUGUCUGUUUUUAAAGCUGCAGUCCUAUUUAGCAGAGGACACAUUUUUAGGUGAUUAAAAUGUUUGAGUGCUUUGAUUACAUGAUCAAUCAUUGCAGCCCUAUUAAAACAUUUUGGUUAUGUGCCAAGGAUUCAAAAUACUCCUUUUAAAUGGUUUCAUAGUUCAGAUUCCAUUACAGCACAUAGGGAGUAACACGUCACUAUAUGAAACAAAAUAUUAAUACACCCAUUAGGAACUACUUGGUCAGCCUAUGUAUUGAAUUCUUUCCUUCAGAAUUAAUAGUUCUUAUUUAAUGUGUAAAACAGUAUGUAUUUCGCAUAUGCCACUAUUAUAUGGAAUGCAAAUUACUAGUAGAUAUGCUUCUAGUACGUACAAAUAUAUAUGCCUACAGAGCUAGUAGUACUAUGAUUGUGCUAUACAUUGCUUUUACACAAUUGCUGGCUUAUCCCAUCUGCCCCUUUUUCAGGUGAAGAUUUUUUUUCAGCCCCAAAUGCAUUUACAUUUUAAUAACCCCCCUGUAUGUGCUGGACACAAAAAUUUCUAAUCUUCCCAAAGCAUGGGUGAUUGCUGUUUAGCAGGUGAUCUGUCACCUCUAGGAGCACUGGGAGUACUUGUACAAACUUUUUUUAAAAAAAAAUCAGACUGAUCUGUAAAGUAAAGCCAUGUCCUAUGCAUCCAGGGCACAAAGGAAAGUGAGCCUGAGAAACGACACAGGGAGUACUUGACUCUAGCUUACAAUAAAUUUUACAAGUGUGCUUUUUCACCUUUAUGAAGCUGGCAAAGGAGGGACAGUGUGACCCAUCCAUGUUCAGUUAGCAAAUAUUAUUUAUUUUUGCAGGCUUGUAACUUUCAGGCUAUUUCACAAAGGUAAAAGUAAAUGGGACUAAUUAAGAGUGUGCACUGCCUAAUCCUUUGCUAGCUUCCACCUUUACAUUUUGAACACCAAACAAGUUUGAGCUAGCCUGUCAAGAUAAUGUUUAAAUCUUCUCCCCACCUCAAACCUCAUCUAACCUAAUCCUUUAUGGACUAAAAGGUUUGGCAGAACUGCAAAACUCACACAGGUCAUCCAAGGCAACAGACAAUACAAAAUGUACAAGUUGAGAGUAAAGCUAAAUAAUGCUGUAGAUUACUGUGUUUUGUUUUUUUCAAAUUGGUGACAAGGUACUAAUUUUGAAAAUACGGCUUUUUAAAAGUCCUAUAUAAUUAAAGCUAAAAUUCUGACCUAAGGCCAGAAAUGUUUUUUACUGCUUUAAUAGAGGAUGCACUGUUACAAUGGCUUUUAAGAUGGAGAGUUCUGGGUUCAGUUACGUGUUUUCAUAGAUUACAACCUGCAUUAUCCCCAGCCAACAUUGCCAAUGGUUAGGGAUGAUGGAGGUGUGGUCCAGUGAAUAUCUGAAGGGGUACAGCUCUCCCAUACCUGCCAAAGAAGAAACUUUAUGUGAAUUGCAGAUAUGUUGAACUAGUUAGGAAACAACUUUUGGGUAGAAUUUGUUCCUACUCCUUCUCAGUGUUUUCACCAGUGCCAAGACCACUGCUUCAGAGACUUACUGUUAUUUAAUGCACCAGAAACUGUAACGAUUGGGACUCCUUCAAUUCGCAACAUAGGAAAACUAUUUAAAAACUUGAGAGGAUUUUGUUCUGGUGUUAAACUAAAGUAAGAGCUGUAACAUUGCAAAAAACAAAAACACCCUUUUCUUCCCCAAAUCUACAAGCCAGAUGCAAUUAAAGAAUGAGACCUGUCACUGAAGACACUAUACACAGCUCACAACCUAUUCUGUAUUGAAGGGGGGAAACAUUUGGGUGUGAAAACUCCUUGUCAGUACUGUACAUCUCAACAUUCCAAAAACAGCACUUGUAUAACUUUGUUACCCAAUUGAAUGAAAGUGGGCAAUGAUGGAACCCAGAAAAUAUCUGUAUAUUGCCCCACAAAAGUUAACUCCAGUGAUUCACUGGAUACUCUAGUUAAAUUACUUUACAUGACUAUCAGGUGAAUGUUUGUUUAUAAAGUGGCCAGGUGAAAAAAACCAUUGUACAGUGUGACUGUUACAAAUUAGCCUUUUGGACUACUCAGGGUACUGCGAUUGGACAAACUUUACUUCACCUCUGAAAGGAAUCAGUUUUUGAGGACACAGAUGACAUUACUCUGUAGGUAUGCUCUGCUGGUGAUUUGUUUGCUCCUCUUCCUGCUUUACUUCUUCAGUGAUGCUGUCAAGACUUUUGAAGCAGAAUGAGGAGUCCUAGCUUCCAAAAUGCUCUGCUCCAGAACUGCUUUUAACUGGGUCAUCCCUGUAAUGAAAACACAUUCCCAAUGCUUGCCUGAGUACAUGUUUGCUACGAAGCAACAGUGUACAUAGAACUACCGGUCUUGCAAAGAAGAGCUUCUUGCAUUGCUUUUGUUUGUACUCUGUAAAGCAGUAUUAUGUAUUUUUGUAUCAUAUCUUGCUGCUGGGGAAAAUAAGAAUAAAAGAGACAAAUGACAAAGA